Messenger RNA from Daphnia pulex (common water flea), 2123 nucleotides. RefSeq names its product tubulin alpha-1 chain. Gene Ontology annotation, biological process: mitotic cell cycle; microtubule cytoskeleton organization. Gene Ontology annotation, cellular component: microtubule; cytoplasm. The record is from RefSeq and is a predicted model, not a curated record. Bases 632 to 1984 code for a protein of 450 amino acids. Gene Ontology annotation, molecular function: structural constituent of cytoskeleton; GTP binding. Lineage: Eukaryota; Metazoa; Arthropoda; Branchiopoda; Diplostraca; Daphniidae. The transcript is spliced from 6 exons.
AUUUGACUCCAGAGAAAGUAGAGAUAGAAUCUUUGGUCAAGGGCCAAUUGCCAAACACAGCAUCAAUGUAUUGAUCCAACAUCCAACUGAAGCUAAGCCAUUUCUUAAACACUUAAUUUAGAUUUAGAAAGAUGAAAUUUAAUUUAAUCAAAAUUUUAUCAAUGAAAUCAGGAUACAGGCUUUGCCCUACGUUCUUGCAGUUAAUUUCUGAAUGAUGUACAAAAUGUAACGAAACUGCUAAAGGGUUUAAACUUAAAUAAUAACAAAUCUAAAUUGCAUCGAACAAUGGUUUACUUUAUUCAACGAUGACCGCUUCCGUUAGAAAAUGGUAAAGCUGAGAAGGGUCAUUCUACUUUUUCUAGAAAACAACGCUCGUUCGCGCUACGCUUCAUGCGCAACAAAAAAUAUUAAACCACGAACGAGAAACAACCAAUCAGCAAGAGUUUUACUUGCCGCAUCUGACCAAUCCGAACAUUCCAAGUGCCGCAUUUUACCAAAAGAAUUUUCCUUUUACGUUAAUUUCGAGAACCUUGUCACUUCACCACGGAACGGCAUCCUUGUUAGGCCUUUCUGCGCGAAGAUUUUCUAAAUUUCCUUUCGUUCCAAUUUCAUUCCAACUUAAUUAACCAAGAUGCGCGAAUGUAUCUCAAUCCACGUUGGACAAGCCGGAGUCCAGAUUGGCAAUGCCUGCUGGGAAUUGUACUGCUUGGAGCAUGGAAUCCAGCCUGAUGGUCAGAUGCCCAGUGACAAGUCGGUCGGAGGUGGAGAUGAUUCUUUCAACACCUUCUUCUCUGAAACUGGCUCUGGCAAACAUGUUCCUCGUGCUGUCUUUGUUGACUUGGAACCAACUGUAGUUGAUGAGGUUCGCACUGGUACUUACAGGCAACUGUUCCACCCUGAGCAACUCAUCACUGGCAAGGAAGAUGCUGCCAACAACUAUGCCCGUGGCCACUACACCAUUGGAAAGGAAAUUGUUGACCUUGUGCUGGAUCGCAUUCGCAAACUCUCUGACCAAUGUACUGGUCUUCAGGGAUUCCUCAUCUUCCAUUCGUUUGGUGGUGGCACUGGAUCCGGUUUCACCUCACUUUUGAUGGAACGUCUUUCUGUUGACUACGGCAAAAAAUCCAAGCUUGAAUUCGCCAUCUACCCCGCUCCCCAAGUUUCUACCGCUGUUGUCGAACCAUACAACUCCAUUUUGACCACCCAUACCACCCUUGAACAUUCCGACUGCGCUUUCAUGGUUGAUAACGAGGCUAUUUAUGACAUCUGCCGCCGCAACUUAGAUAUUGAACGCCCCACCUACACCAACUUGAACCGCUUGAUCGGCCAAAUCGUCUCAUCCAUUACGGCUUCCCUUCGCUUCGAUGGCGCUUUGAACGUCGAUUUGACUGAAUUCCAGACCAACUUGGUCCCCUAUCCUCGUAUCCACUUCCCUUUGGUCACUUACGCUCCCGUUAUCUCGGCUGAAAAGGCUUACCACGAGCAAUUGACCGUGGCCGAGAUCACCAACGCUUGCUUCGAACCGGCCAACCAGAUGGUCAAAUGCGAUCCUCGUCAUGGCAAGUACAUGGCCUGCUGCAUGUUGUACCGUGGUGAUGUCGUUCCCAAGGAUGUCAAUGCUGCCAUUGCAACCAUCAAGACUAAGCGUACCAUCCAAUUCGUUGACUGGUGUCCCACUGGUUUCAAGGUUGGUAUCAACUACCAGCCACCAACUGUCGUUCCAGGUGGUGAUUUGGCCAAGGUUUCACGUGCCGUGUGCAUGUUGUCCAACACGACUGCCAUUGCCGAAGCCUGGGCUCGUCUCGAUCAUAAAUUCGACUUGAUGUACGCCAAGCGUGCUUUCGUCCACUGGUACGUCGGUGAGGGUAUGGAGGAAGGCGAGUUCUCCGAGGCCCGUGAGGAUCUUGCUGCCCUCGAGAAGGACUACGAAGAGGUCGGCAUGGACUCUGUUGAAGGCGAAGGCGAGGGCAAUGACGAAUAUUAAAGAAUCUGGAUCCUGAUCUUUCUGCAUUCUGAAAUUUGCAUGCUUCUUAUACGAUUUGUUGUGCGAAUUUUACUUCACUGCUAAUAGCCUCUACUCCAUUAUUUGCCCAAGCUUUUCAAUACAGGCAUUUGAAAAUCUA